Xiphophorus maculatus (southern platyfish) is the source of this 1816-nucleotide messenger RNA. RefSeq names its product phenylalanine hydroxylase (gene pah). The coding region runs from base 60 to 1439 and encodes 459 amino acids. Gene Ontology annotation, biological process: L-phenylalanine catabolic process; L-tyrosine biosynthetic process. The record is from RefSeq and is a predicted model, not a curated record. Gene Ontology annotation, molecular function: iron ion binding; phenylalanine 4-monooxygenase activity. The transcript is spliced from 13 exons. Lineage: Eukaryota; Metazoa; Chordata; Actinopteri; Cyprinodontiformes; Poeciliidae.
CACAGGAGAGGCUCAGAGACGGAGAAACCAGCAUCAGAUCAUCAUAACCUGCAGAGACGAUGGACGCCGCUUACAAGAGAGUGAACGGAGACUACAGCCCGGAGGAAGAGACAGGAGAGCCGGGCACAGGGAAAAGAAGAAACUCGUAUCUGGAGGAAGACACCAGCAGGAAGGCGGAGGUGAUCACCUGCAUCUUUUCCCUGAAGGAGGAGGUUGGAGCUCUGGCCAAGGCCCUGCGGCUCUUUGAGGAUAAUGGCAUCAAUCUGACACACAUCGAGUCCCGUCCUUCACGGAUGAACAAAGAAGAGUACGAGUUCUUCAUCAGUGUGGAACCCAGCUGCUCUCAGGCCCUGGAUGAGGUUAUCGACAGCCUACGCACGCAGAUCAGCGGCCAUGUGCACGAGCUGUCACGCAACAAGGAAAAGGACACAGUGCCAUGGUUCCCGAAGGACAUCCAGGACUUGGACCGCUUUGCCAACCAGAUCCUCAGCUACGGUUCUGAGCUGGAUGCUGAUCACCCGGGCUUCAAAGAUCCGGUGUACAGAGCCCGCAGGAAGGAGUUCGCUGACAUCGCCUACAACUACAGACAUGGCCAGGCCAUCCCCAGGGUGGAGUACACAGAGGAGGAGAAGGCCACAUGGCGAGUUGUGUUCAGGGAGCUCAAGGCUCUCUACCCGACUCACGCCUGCCGCGAACACAACCGCGUUUUCCCUCUGCUGGAGGAAUACUGCGGCUACAAGCCGGACAACAUCCCGCAGCUGGAGGACGUCUCCCGCUUCCUGCAGUCCUGUACUGGUUUUCGGCUCCGCCCAGUAGCCGGUCUGCUCUCAUCCCGGGACUUCCUGGCUGGACUUGCCUUCCGAGUUUUCCAUUCCACGCAGUACAUCCGUCAUGGCUCCGAGCCCACAUACACACCCGAGCCGGAUGUUUGCCAUGAACUCCUGGGACACGUUCCUCUGUUUGCUGACCCUCGUUUUGCCCAGUUUUCUCAGGAAAUUGGUCUUGCUUCUCUUGGUGCCCCUGAUGAGUACAUUGAGAAACUCGCUACUGUUUACUGGUUUACCAUCGAGUAUGGCCUCUGCAAGCAAGGCUCCGACAUCAAGGUGUACGGAGCCGGUCUGCUGUCGUCGUUUGGAGAGCUGAAGUACUGCCUCACAGAUAAGCCCCAGCUGAAACCUUUCGACCUGGAGAAGACCAGCCAGCAGAAAUACCCGAUUACCGAGUACCAGCCCGUUUACUUCAUUGCUGAGAGCUUCGAGGAUGCCAAGGAGAAAGUGAGGAAGUUCGCCACCACCAUCCCCAGGCCGUUCUCGGUGCGCUACAACCCCUACACCCAAAGCAUCGAGGUCCUCAACAACACGCAGCAGCUCACCAACCUGGCAGACUGCGUCCACAGUGAGCUGGGGAAGUUGUGCGAAGCCCUGAAGAAACUGGAGUAGCUGCUGAUCCAGUUCAUAUAAAACGAUUGUUCAGUUUCUCUUGUUUCUUCUUAGUUUAGCUUAACAACAAAUAUAGCAUUCUGAAUAUUAGGGUAGAAAAUGUAUAAAAUAAACUGUAGCAUGAAACGUAAACAGGAAGUUGUGUGUUUCGGUCAGUAUUAUAGCUGCAUGAAUGUUACUGAAGUUAUUUUUCACAAUAGACGUAUUUGGUAGUCAACAUCUUAUAGUUAACUUUUGUUGAAUAUAAACUUCACUUGUAGCACUUUUACUUUCUCUGAUUUGUUUCUACGCAUUUUGUAGAGAAGAUUUUUCCUCUUUCCACGUUUUACGUCUGUCUGACAAAUGAUUUUUAUGCAUUAAAAAGUAAUAGAAAUAAA